Messenger RNA from Triplophysa rosa, 396 nucleotides. Its product is annotated as intermembrane lipid transfer protein VPS13C-like. The transcript is spliced from 4 exons. Gene Ontology annotation, cellular component: extrinsic component of membrane. The record is from RefSeq and is a predicted model, not a curated record. Gene Ontology annotation, biological process: mitochondrion organization; protein retention in Golgi apparatus; protein targeting to vacuole. NCBI's taxonomy places the organism in Eukaryota, Metazoa, Chordata, Actinopteri, Cypriniformes, Nemacheilidae. Bases 133 to 396 code for a protein of 87 amino acids.
CAGACCGUGUGAGUUGAUCACCGAUUGAGUCGAUAUCGCUGUCAUCCAGGGAGGGAAGUGACCUUAUCAAAUGCGUAUUGUGGCAUUUUAGCGCGUUCCCUGUGGCAGGGUCGCUGCUCUUCUCGAGUCAUCAUGGUGUUCGAAUCUUUAGUCAGCGAUCUUUUGAACAAGUUUAUAGGAGACUAUGUGGAAAACCUGGACAAGUCGCAGCUGAAAAUUGGCAUAUGGGGAGGAAAUGUUGUUUUAGAAAACCUUCGAGUGAAAGAGAAUGCUCUGAGUGAAUUUGAUGUCCCCUUUAAAGUGAAGGCUGGUCAGAUUGGUAAACUGACUCUGAAGAUCCCUUGGAAAAACCUUUACAAUGAGGCAGUGGUGGCUACGUUAGAUGGUUUANGUUGA